This is a messenger RNA of Cuscuta epithymum, 1891 nucleotides long. The record is from the annotation of a GenBank genome assembly. Lineage: Eukaryota; Viridiplantae; Streptophyta; Magnoliopsida; Solanales; Convolvulaceae.
CUCACCUUCGUGCGCUCCUCUCAAACCCCACGCGCCCGACUCCUCCCAAUCUCCAGAGCCGUACCCGCUCCUUUCACAAACUCUCAUUCUGAUUUUAUCCUCCUCCCCCUUUUUUCUUUUCAACACUAAAUUAAUUAUAUAUAUAAAAAAUUGGAAUUAAUAAUAAUUAGGAAUGGCGAGUGCGGCGGCGCAGGACCAGCAGACGGCGUGGCUGCUGGAGAACGGGAACAUCAAGCUGCUGAGCAAGGAAAUGAGGCACGGUCACGGGCAGAGCUACGGCGGCCGGACGGCGCACAACAUGUCGUCGUCGUCGCUCCGGAAGAAGUCCGAUCUGACGCUUGUGAAAAAAGUGCGGUGCGGGUUUCUGCGGGACCUACUCAUUUCUCUUCAGGAAGUGUUUCUCGGGACUAAGCUUUCAAUUCUGUUCGUCGCCAUCCCUUUUGCCAUUCUCGCCCAGUAUCUCCACUACCAAAGGCCAUGGGUUUUUGCUUUGAGCUUACUUGGACUCAUUCCACUGGCGGAACGCAUCAGCUUUCUCACAGAACAAAUAGCCUUCUACACGGGUCCAACAGUUGGAGGGCUUCUAAAUGCGACAUGUGGCAAUGCUACGGAGCUGAUAAUUGCAAUAUUCGCUCUGGUACAAAACAAAGUGGAUGUGGUCAAGUACUCUCUUCUCGGCUCCAUCCUCUCUAACCUUCUUCUCGUCCUUGGCACUUCCCUCCUCUGUGGUGGCAUUGCCAACAUCUCUCACCCACAAAAUUUCGAUAGAAAACAAGCGGAUGUGAACUUUUUCCUCUUGCUGUUGGGGCUAUUGUGCCAUGUUCUUCCUAUGAUGUUUCUACAUUUAAGUGGUGGAGAGAACCCUGCUUCGACUGCUCAAGCAACUCUUGCUCUGUCAAGAACUAGCUGCAUUGUCAUGAUCCUCGCUUACAUUGGUUAUCUCGUCUUUCAACUCUGGACUCAUCGACAACUCUUUGAUGCCCAAGAUGAAGAUGGAGAGAAUGGAAGCGGAGAAUCAGAGGAAGAGCCGUUGAUGGGAUUUUGGAGUUCAUUUAUUUCGUUGGUUUUGAUGACCGCCGUGGUAGCUCUCUUGUCUGAAUUUGCUGUUGACACAAUUGAGUCAUCAGGGUCUUGGGGGAUAUCCGUGAGCUUCAUUGGUGUAAUUUUGUUGCCAAUUGUUGGGAAUGCAGCAGAGCAUGCUGGUGCUAUCAUUUUUGCGUUCAAGAAUAAAUUGGAUAUCUCUCUCGGAGUGGCACUUGGUUCAGCAACACAAAUUGGUAUAUUUGUGAUUCCUUUGACUGUGAUUGUGGCAUGGAUCGUUGGAAUUAAGAUGGACCUUGCUUUCAGUCCCAUAGAAACAGGCGCUCUUGCUUUGUCUAUAAUUAUCACAGCCUUCACUUUACAGGAUGGAACGUCUCACUACAUCAAAGGGCUUGUGCUUCUAUUGUGUUACAUUGUGAUUGGGGCAUCUUUCUUUGUUACUCAAGGGCCACCAGGGGCAUCACAACCUCUCCAUUUGAGACCAAACCACGGAAUCUUGGGAGCUUGAUGGAGUUUUGUGAUAGAUGGAUGAUAAGUGAGACAUUCUUUUGUUUGGAUUGAUGAUCAGCUUUUAGAGUCUUUUGUGUGGAAGAAAAAUGUAAAGCUUUAAUAAAACAGGUGGUUAGUAUGGUUGAUGUGUGGAUCAAGUCACCUAAUUUUUUUGCUUGUGAGAGGAGACUGAUGAGCGAAAUAUGUUUACAUAAUUACAUAUAUAGAAUAUGUUGAGUUUGUUUGUGUAAAUUAAAGCUAACUAAUACAUUAGCCAAAUAUUUAAGUUACUCCAUUCUCAUUUCACUUCAUCAGCACAUUCAUGUUAAAUCCAGGAAUUAUCUACAUCAAUUAUGAAUAG